GAGAUCCGCAGCUAGUUUUCUCCCUUGGUUCAUCCCUCCCUCCCUCCCUUCCCUUCUUCCCUCUCUUGGUUCUCGGUUCACGUUGUCCUCACUCUCUCGCUGCCUUCGACUACCGACACAAAGGUCCGAGAUUUCGGAGCAAGUGAGGCCAGACAACAAGGCCACACUGCACCUCACACCUAGAAAACCCUUAUAAAAAAACACACACACCCUCGCCUUUGGACCCUCAAUCCCAUAAUCCUCUGCCAUUUUCGUCUCCUAGGUUUCGCGUUGUUUCCGAGGUUUUUCCCGUUCCCGAAAGCCCUAGGUUCGAUCCCGUGGAUAGCAGCGAACCUGCGCUGCCGGUUGGGUUUUCAUGCCGCCGGAACCGGUGCCAUGGGAUCGAAAGGACUAUUUCAAGGACAGGAAGCGCGACAGGUCUGAGUCACUUGGGCCUGUGGCGAGAUGGAGAGACUCGUCCACUCAUCACAGCUCACGCGAGUUCAGACGAUGGGGAUCGCCUGAGUUCCGGCGACCUGCAGGACAUGGCAAGCAUGGUGGUUGGCAUCUGUUUCCAGAAGAAUCUGGUCAUGGGUAUGCGUCUUCUCGAUCCUAUGACAAGAUGGUGGAGGAAGAUAACUGGAGGCCAACUGUUUCUCGAGGAGAUGGAAAGUAUGGCAGGAGCUAUAGGGAAAGUAGAGGAUCCUUUAACCGGAGAGAUUGGAGAGAACAUUCAUGGCAACCCAAUAUUGGUGCUUUCGGUUUUUCCCGAAGGCAGCAUGGUGCGAACAAUGACAGGAGGUCAGUUGAUGAUAUGGUACCCACCUACUCCUCUCAUCCACAUUCCAACUAUGCAAACACUUGGCAGCAGCGCAACUUCAGAGACCAGCAUAGUAAGAUUGGUGGUGUUAAUGGGUUCGGCAGGGGCCGGAGAUUUGAUAGGGAGAGUUCUCUGGGUUUGGUUGACUGGAAGCCCCAUAAAUGGAGCCGUUCUGGAGGCUUGUCCUCAAGAGACUCUGGCCUUAGACGUUCAAGUAGAUCAAGGAGCAUUGGAGCGGCAGAUUCCUGUGAAAGGAAGGCUGGUUUGCAACAAAGAAAUGGCACUGCUGUCAAGUCAAGUUCUGGGGAAGCUGCUGCAUGUGAGACAUCUGCUACAUAUGAAGAUACACAUUCAAAGAAAAAGCCUAGGCUAAAUUGGGGUGAGGGACUUGCAAAGUUUGAGAAGAAGAAAGUAGAGGGGCCUGAUGUCAGUUCUAACGAAGAUGGCCCUGUUACGUCUCUUAUUAAUAUGGAACCUGGUAAUAUUCUCCAUCCCAGCGUAGUAGAUAAAAGCGCCAAAGUUUCAAUAUCCUCAGAUUGUGCAUCUCCUGCAAUUCAAUCUACUGUUGCCGGCAGCUCCCCUCCAGGUGUGGAUAGUAAAAUGUUUGGAAAAGCCGAAGCUGUGGAUAAUGAUGUCAGUAACUUAAGAAGCUCACCAGGUCCUGGGUCUCAAAAUCCUCCGCAGGUGUUGUCUUUAAAUUUAGAGAAGGUGGAUGUUGACUCAUUGAGUGGUUUGGGCUCUUCACUUUUUGAAUUGGUACAGUCUGAUGAUCUGAGCUCUGCGGAUGCUGAUGUCUUAAGAUCCACCACAAUGAAUAAGUUGCUGUUAUUGAAAGCUGACAUUUCAAAGGUAUUGGAGGUGACUGAAACUGAAAUUGAUUUACUUGAAAAUGAACUGAAGUCGCUAAAUUCUGAGCCUGGGGAUAAAUUUCCACCUUCAGCAGCUGUUGACUCCCUCCUGCUGUGUCACAAUUCAAAAUUUUGUGAUGAACAUGCUGGAGGCUCCAGUAACGUUGCAUGUCCAGAAACAUUGAAAAUGGUUUCAUCUAUUGACCCUAAUAUGGAGAAGAUGGCUCAUUCUACUAACUUGCCUGGUAUACAUAAUAAUAGCAAUGAUGCUGAUAUCAAUAGGCCUGGAACGGCAAUGUCUAAGUUUGUGGAGCCCCUGCCCUCGAUUAGUGAAGUUUCAUCAUGCAAUGUGAGUCGAUUUGGCACUUGCUUGAAAGACUUGGAUGUAAUUCGGUCAACAGCAGAGAAAUGCUUAGUUCCCUGUACUUACAGGCAAGCUGCCAGCGCAUCUGCUUGUGGUGAUGGAAAUUCAUCUAUGGAGGUUAAGGUUAAAGAUUUCAUGGAUGCUAACUCUGGUGCAAGCUUUUAUCCCAGCUCUGAUGAUACUUUAUAUAGUACAAUUAUGUCUUGCAAUAUAGAAACUGCAAAAACAGCAUCUGAAGUAUUUGCUAAGUUAUUGCCAGAUGAUUGUGGUAAGAUCAGUAAUAUUGGAGCUAGCAGUGACUCUUGCUCUCGAGAUGGUGCACUCAUUAUGGAAAAAAUUGCAGAGAAAAAGCGGUUUGCAAGAUUUAAGGAGAGAGUUAUAGCACUUAAGUUUAAAGCCUUGCGUCACCUGUGGAAAAAAGAUAUGCGCGUACUGUCUAUUAGGAAAUGCCGUCCAAAAUCUCACAAGAAGCCUCAAUUAGGUCUACGAACUAUCAGGAAUGCUCAUCAGAAGAAACGUUCAUCUAAUCGUUUUCAUUUUCCCAUCCCUGGAAAUCCACUUAACUUGGUUCCAACAUCUGAGCUGAUUAAUUGUACAAGCCAACUGCUUUCAGAAUCCCAAGAUGUAAUUCACAGGAACACCUUGAAGAUGCCAGCAUUAAUUUUGGAUCAGAAGGAGAAAACGAUUUCAAAGUUCUUAUCUAGUAAUGGGCUGGUUGAAGAUCCAUUGGCUAUUGAGAAAGAAAGGUCUAUCGUCAACCCUUGGACAUCAGAAGAGAGAGAGAUUUUCCUGGAAAAAUUCGCAGCCUUUGGAAAAGAUUUUCGGAAAAUUGCAUCUUUCCUUGAUUACAAGACCACUGCUGACUGUGUUGAAUUCUACUACAAAAACCACAAGUCCGAUUAUUUUGAGAAAAUUAAGAAAAAAGAUGGUGGCAAACUCAAGAAGUUGUUUAGGGUAAAGACUGACUUGCUAGCAUCAAGUAAAAGGUGUAAUCGCGAAGUGAAUGCUGCUUCACUUGAGAUGUUGAAUGCAGCUUCGGUGAUGGCAGAUGGCAUUGCACGUAAUCGAAAAUUGCGUUCAGGAAGAUCCCUUUGGAGGGGACAUGGUGAUACGAAAACAUCAAGGGGUAAGGAGAGCAUCAAAGAGAGACCAAGCAGUUUUGACAUUCUUCAAGAUGAAAGAGAGACAGUUGCAGCUGAUGUAUUGGCUGGUAUAUGUGGUUCUCUUUCAUCUGAGGCUAUGAGUUCCGGCAUGACAGGUUCAGUUCAUGCUGUGGAUGUUAACAAUGACAGGAAUGGCGUGAAUGUGACGUCUCUAAGCGAACAACAACCUUUGAUGCCUGAUGUUACUCAGAAUAUUGAUGAUGGUACUUUUUCCGGACAGAGCGGUGGUGAACUGGAUUCUGCUGAUUGGACAGAUGGGGAGAAAGCAGGCUUGCUUCAGGCUGUAUCAUCUUUUGGAAAGGAUUUCGCAAUGAUUGCACAGUGUGUUGGAACGAAGUCCCUAGACCAGUGCAAAGUUUUUUUCUGCAAAGCUCAGAAAACCCUUAGAAUGAAUCCCCCCAUAUCUGAAAACAUUGGAUCGCUAGUGAAUGAUGAUGCAAAUAGUGGCAGAAGUGACUCAGAUGAUGCAUGCAAUGAAGAGAGAGGUUCUGUCAUUGGCACUGAUACGUCAGGUAUUAAAGCAGGUGAGGAACUGGCUUCAUCUGUCAUGAACUCAUACCAUGAAUCCAAUCCUGUGGAAGCCAGGAAUGUAACGAAGGGCAAGUCCAUACUGGACACUGAUGGCGACGAGGAUGUCUUGUACAGUUCUGAUAAGUCUGGUUCAGUCAGGGAUGAGAGAGCUAUGAUUGUGUCGGAUAGCAUAGAAAUUGAAAAAGAUAAACUGAAUGAAAUGGGAGGUGCAGUUACUGAAUUGGUGCCUGCUUCCAAGAUUGAACCAUGCCACUCUAAUUCUGUUGCUGAGGACAGACUGGUUUCUGAGGUUUCUUCUGCGUGCCAUGGAAAUGAAUUGGAGGGUUCACUUUCUUGUCUUUAUAGGGAUAAUUUACUUGAAGCUGAUACAGAUGUUGGAGAUGAAUUAAAAAACAAAAUCUAUGAUUCAAGCACUAUGCUAAAUGCUUCAGUGUCUCCUAUAGAAAUUUCUUGUCCAAGAUUAAUUUCAGAUGCUGAAAAUCAGCCCCAACAUUGCCUUGAUGAAAAACCUCCUUUCUCAGGAUCAUCGGAGGAUCCUUCUACAACUGUGAAUUCGGUGUUGCAAGAUACUGCUGGUGCUUCUUUGCCAUGUGAGAAAACAGCUAGCCAAAAGCUAUUGUCUUCUACUUGUGAUUUUCAGAGAAGUAGAUAUAUCAGCGGUCAUAAUUCCAGUAGCAAUGGUAGCUAUAAUGUUCAUAACCCUGGGAAUCUAUUAGACUGUGCUGAGGCUGCUAAAGUUCUUCAUCGCUAUCCAUUGGGAGUGCCUAUUAAGGAUGUAAAUGUGGGUAUGAGCCGCAGCAGCUCAGUGACUGAGUUGCCUGUUUUGUCAACAAAGAUUGAACAAGCUGAUGAUCAUCACAAAACACAGAUGCAGUGUUUGUCCGAUUCAGAAAAAACGUCCCGAAGUGGUGAUGUGAAACUAUUCGGGAAGAUAUUAACCCGCCCUUCAUCCACCCAGAAGCCUAAUUUAUCAGGCAAGGUAAAGAGAGAAAAUGGUGCCCAUUAUCCGAAUUUAAGCAGCGCAUCUUCUAAUUCUGAUGUAAAAUCAGCUAUUGUGAAGAUUGAUCACAAUGAUUGCCAGAUCCUUGAAAAUAUUUCGUUCACGAGUUAUUGGGAUGGGAACAGAAUAACGUCUGGUUUCUCAAUACAGUCAUUGCCAGUUUUGGCCAAGAAUCAACAGAACGUGAAUGGACCAUCUGUCAAUGGUAGCAAUGGUGUGAUUGAUUAUCAGAUGUUCAGAAACAGGGAUGGUCUGAAAUUGCAGCCCUCUAUGGUAGAUGUAAAGCAUUGCCAAGAUGUCUCCUCCGAGAUGCAGAGAAGAAAUGGUUUUGAAACAAUCCCUAGUUUACUGAAGCAGGGUGAGGGAAUGGUGGCAAUGAAUGGUGUAAGGAGACCGGGAAUUCCUGUGGGAGGAUUAGGCAGUGGAGUCUCAGAUCCUGUGGCAGCCAUCAAAAUGCAUUAUUCCAAUGCUGCUCAAACUGGCGUUCAGACUGGGAAUAACACCAGUAAGGAUAAAUCUUGAGUAUUUAUAGUGGUAGGCUCUGUUGUGGUAGAUGUUCUGAGCGGUAAAGAUACCCUUUUGCCGCGCCCUGUAUUUAUAGUUCUUGAUAGAGUCUUAUUUUUAUUUAUUUUUGGUUUAUAGUUGCUACCGGAAAAAAAGUUUAUAAUGAUAGGGCAAUUUGACAGGUUCUUGAGCCUUUUUUUCAUUGCCAAAGGAACAUGUGUCUGUAAUAUGGGAGCAGCUUUCUAUUUGUUGUAUUUGGUGAAAUACACAAAUAAUCUCUGGAGAAAAUCCAGAAUGCCAUUGCUAUUUUCGA
This is a messenger RNA of Lotus japonicus, 5522 nucleotides long. RefSeq lists its product as uncharacterized. The record is from RefSeq and is a predicted model, not a curated record. The coding region runs from base 356 to 5227 and encodes 1623 amino acids. The transcript has 5 exons. Lineage: Eukaryota; Viridiplantae; Streptophyta; Magnoliopsida; Fabales; Fabaceae.